AUGAUUAUACAUAAUCAUUCCAAAACCCCGACUCCUAAAAUUCCAUUGUCGCCUCCCUCCUCCACCCCGCCAUCUCCACCCCCCAUCCAUCGCCGCGUCAUGGCCUCCCUUGUCCACCGUCAUCGCCCGACACGAACCUUCACCGUCGCACCCCUCAAUCUUCCAUCUCCAGCGCCAGGCGGUGAGUCGCAAACUCCGAACAAAACAUCCACACCAUCGACGUUUCACAUCGACUCCGGGUCAGAUGCCUACUCUACCCGUCAAUCUCCUCUUGUUCGUCGUCUCCUAUGUUUGGUCGCCUCCCUCAUCCGUCCGCCGUCUCCUUCUCCGGCCAUCACAGGUUUGUUUAGGGUUUAG
Molecule: messenger RNA, 357 nt
Organism: Lactuca virosa
Lineage: Eukaryota; Viridiplantae; Streptophyta; Magnoliopsida; Asterales; Asteraceae
Source: the annotation of a GenBank genome assembly